Molecule: messenger RNA, 933 nt
Organism: Helianthus annuus (common sunflower)
Lineage: Eukaryota; Viridiplantae; Streptophyta; Magnoliopsida; Asterales; Asteraceae
Exons: 1
Coding region: 1-933 (310 amino acids)
Source: RefSeq, a predicted model, not a curated record
AUGACAUGGGGUUGGAGGAAAAUUCUUGCGUUACGUGAUUUACUUCGGCCUUAUAUGUGGAAGUCUAUCGGUAAUGGCAAUAACACGAAUGUAUGGAGCGAUACUUGGUGCACUGCUUGUCCGAUCCGUGCUUAUGUUAGUCCGAGAACUAUAGCUAAUGCAGGUUUUAACUUGCAAGCUACUGUGGCAGAGUUGGUGGAUUCUAACGGCCAUUGGAGGUGGCCGGUUGCUUGGUUUGAUUUGUUUCCUGUCUUAAUCAACAUUCACGCUCCGGUACUUCAUGAAGCUCAAGAUCGGUUGGUUUGGAUUAACUCUGAAGGAAAAGCAGUUCAUUUUUCUUCGUGGGAGGUAUGGAAUAAUAUCCGUCAUCGUGAGAAUAUCGUUGAUUGGUUUAAUAUGGUUUGGUUUAAACAGUGUAUCCCGAGGCACUCUUUUAACUUGUGGCUGGUUAUUAGAAACAAACUUAAAACCCAAAAUAGAUUGACCAUUUGGGAGGCGGGAAGUGCUAUGAACUUGAAUCUCAUGUGUUGCCCCUUGUGUAACCAUGGUAAGGACUCGAGAGACCAUUUGUUCUUUGAAUGCUUCUACUCUUCGGAGGUAUGGGAUAGUAUCAAGGAUAUGGCUGGUAUGGGUGAGGUAAAUGGCCGAUGGACUGACAUAAUGCAAUGGAUGACUGAAAAUUCGAAUAUGCAACAACCGGCCAACGUUACUAGUAGGCUUGUGGUUUCGGCAGCUUCCUAUUUUGUAUGGCAAGAAAGGAAUGCUAGGCUUUUCUCUCGGAACCAGCGUACGGCGAUGAUCUUGGUUCAGGAUAUCAUUAAUAUAGUUCGUAUGCGUCUCAUGACUCUAAAGUUCAAGUUGGGUUUUCUCAACAGACGUUUUCUUGAGAAGUGGAAGAUUCCGGCUAGGAACUUGGUCAUUGAUCCUGGCUAG